UGUGUACCAUGCAUCCGUCGGUCCAUCAGGUCCUUCUUCAUUCUUUCCCUCCCUUGUUGUACCAUGGCACUCACUCACUCACUGACUCACUGCUAUACCUGCCUCUCUCUCUCUUCGUUGGUGUGUCAGUCAAAGGACGGACGGCGUAUUUCAGCAAUCAUCCGUCUGUGUGUGUGUCUGCAUGCGUGCGGGCGUGUGUGUGUGAGUGUGUGCGUGUCGUGUCGUGGGUGAGUAUUUAUUUAUGACAAGAGACCUUCGACGAGUGAGUGAAUGUUUGUGUGCGACAGAGCGAUCUGUCAUCUCCUGGUUGAUCUGUUCACUGGCCGAGGCUACAUAGAAGCCCACUCAGCCAGACAGGGCGUAUUCACCUUUCUCCUUCACACAUACGCUUUACAGCCCGACAGAGAACUGGGACGGGCUGGGGUCAACAAACCCUUCGCGGCUGGAUUAGCUCGCAGACCUUUGCCCUUCAGGAUGAACUUCGUUUCCGCUCCUCUUCUCAUUAUCGGUGUCCUGCGCAGUUGCAGUGCGCAGGGGCAGAUAUGGAAGGACGCCAUCGCCCGUGCGCAUGCACCCAUCGCCAACCACUCGCUCACGCCGGUGAUGAAUCAAACAAAGCAAGCACACGCAGACGGAUCCGCAUUGCAUUGGCAUGAGCACUCUCUCCCUUCUUGCCGUGUGCCUCGCCUUCACUGCAGGUCGGCCCGUCUUCACUCGGCGUCGCAGAUGAGGUCAGGCGGCUGGAGUCGUCGGCUCACGUGCGGGCCGUCGCCAAAGUGACUGGGGAAAGGGCGAGCGAGGUCUUCACGGGCGACGGGUGGAUUGCUGAGCUGCCAAAACACGGCAGGAAUGAGUCUGCAAUGGCGAGCAUCGAUUUCAUCUUCAAGAACAUCAGGCCGACCAACAGAGUGUUUGUUGAGGUCGGCUUUCACGCUGAGAGCGGCAAUCAAUCCGACACAGAUGAACUGCGAAGGUGAGAAAGAGAGAGUCUGAAUGCAGACAGACAGACAGACAGACAGACAGACAGAGGCAUGUGUGCUUGUGACAGGCAGAAUUGGACUGGCGUGGUGCUGGAUGCCGUCAGUCAGGGUGGCCAGAGCCGCAAUGUCUCCUCCCCUGGGGUCAUCAACCUGCACGACGAGUCUCGGCUGAAUCACUCCCUCAUUGACGUCCUCAAGAGUCACAGACUUCCGCACAAACCCGACUUUCUGUCCAUCGACACGCGAGCCCUCGAUUUGUUUCUCUUCCGAGCCCUCACAAACAGCUCUUACCCGAAGGCUCGUGUCGUCAAAGUGGCGUAUAAUCCGAAUUUUCCUCUCGCCAUUGCAGCCAGUGCUUCUCAAGACUACCAGUGGAGUAAGCAGACAGGUGCACUCACAUCCAUGAGGGAGACAUCACUUUGUUGUGUCUCUGUUUGUGUGUGUGGUGGUCGGCAGGAGGUGACAAGCUGUUCGGCGCGUCGCUCAAAGCCCUCUAUGACUGCGGCAAGGCUUUUGACUACACGUUGAUAGGCGCGAUGCCCGGCAGAAGCCUAUUCUUCCUCCACCAAAGCGUUAUCGACGCCCGGCCGCCGUCAUUAGAGUUAUUCAAGGAGGCCACAUGUCUCGACGUCGGGAACUCUACUGUGGACAACGACAACACACUGGUCGAUUAUGGCGUGUAUGAGAAGACUGGCAGCUAUGAUGAGGCCAGGAAGGCUGCUGAGAAGGUGCCCAGGUUGGUCUUGGAGACAUGUGGCUUUCGGCUUGUGCCGUCGUGACA
Vitrella brassicaformis is the source of this 1761-nucleotide messenger RNA. Lineage: Eukaryota; Vitrellaceae. The record is from the annotation of a GenBank genome assembly.